AUGAUUAGCUUCCAGAUAAAGGUUCCAGGGUCAGCGCCUGCAGAAAAGUCACCUGUGUCACCAACUCCAGCAAAGAUUCCAGGGUCGGCGCCUGCAGAAAAGUCACCUGUGUCACCAACUCCGGCAAAGAUUCCAGGGUCGGCUCCUGCAGAAAAGUCACCUGUGUCACCAACUCCGGCAAAGAUUCCAGGGUCGGCACCUGCAGAAAAGUCACCUGUGUCACCAACUCCGGCAAAGAUUCCAGGGUCGGCGCCUGCAGAAAAGUCACCAGGCACCGACUUUGCGGACAAACCAAAGACACGUCUUCCGCAACUAAAAGUGAAAGUUCCAAAGACAAUAGAGGAGCCAGUAGCAGGCACACCUGACAUUGUACCAGUAAACAUCAAGACUGCACACGGGAAAACAUUUAAACGGAACUUCCUGCAAUCUGACAAAAUCCAGGACAUACUAGACUACAUGCAGAUGGAAGGCUAUCACCAGAUGGCGUUUACACUGUGUACUCCCUUCCCACGGAGGGACCUCUCGGAUAAAGCAACGCAAACUCUCAAGGAGGCUGGAUUCACUUCAAGUGUUCUACUAGUCAUGGAGGAGCGAGAUGAGAUAUAGUCGCUCCAUCAUAAGAUCUACCUCCUUGGCUAUUACAAUCGGGUAUUUGUUUGUUUACUCGCUAUCCAACAGCUGGUAUAAUUGCUUUAUGAUAUUAAUUCCACAUGAAAACCUGCAAGUAUAACAUUCCAGAGCUAGUCUUCAAAGUGUAACCAGUAUAAUCUAAUGGUAACUAGGCCAUAGACACUAUAAUUACAGCAGUUAACGACAUAUUCAAUGUUAUGAGCAUGUUAUUUAACAUUUGAGGAAUUGCUAGCACAUUUUUUUGCAACAAGUUACCUUCUAGCUACUCUUUACGUGUAACCGGCAUAGAGCCUGGUCAGGCUAGCACAUUACCGUAAUGUAGGAGUAGCACAGUUAAAAUUGCAAACUGGAAAUGUGGAACUCGAGGACAACUCUACCAGUUAGCAUGUACAGAAGUCUUGGAAAAGUAAUGAAAGUGAAACCAAAGAAAUUGCUUAAGAAUAUUUUCAAAGUUAAUGCUGUGUUGGUGCUUGUUUGGUGCAUAUUUGUUCAUUGGCAAAUUGACAAAUGCAGAUGAGCUCAGUUAGAGAUUUGUUUAUAUUUACUGAACUGUUUACGACAUGAUAACUAUUUCAUUAUGUUAUGACAAUAAGCCCUUAUUUAUAGGUAUGAUUCCAUAUAUUCUGCAGCUAAUUAUAUAUACAUUGGUGUUUUUCUGACACGGCUUGCAAGUAUAUGUAUGGAUAUAUAUAUCAAUAUUAAUUACACAUUGCUGUAAAAUGAUAAUACAUUCCAAAUAAGUUUGUUUAAACAAAGCUAUUCUAGUCCCAUCUAGCCAGUAGUGGUGUUUGGGUAUUGUGUAAGAUACAAAAAAUGGUGAUAAGUGAAUGAAUAAUAGAAAUAAAAAUAAAAAUUGGCUACAUUAGUUGCAGCCAUAUUUUAUGUAGUUAAGUUUGUUCUAAUUUUUAUUAACUUUUACCAAAAAACAGGUUGGAUCAUUUUUAGUUUGUUACUGUUGUUAUAAUAUCCUACACAUGAUAGUCGUGUGGGGACUUUUAUUUCAAUUUAUGGUUAUUCUAUUGAUUUUAGUUCAGAUUUAUAUGUUGGGACUGGUUGUAUGAUAGCUAUAGAUUGAUAGCAUGCGCCACGGCGAGGGGGAACAGGCAGUAAAUAUAUAGAUAUGUGUAUUUAUAUGAUGGCAAAGGAAAAAGUCAUGGUCUAGUGUGAUAUAAUGUCUAUAACCAAGUACUAUAGAUUGUACGUAUGUGUGUAAAUGCUAUAGCCACCUGUUUCACCAGGCUUUAUUAUGGGGUGUAAGCAAUAAACACGUUCUAGCUUAUAUAUCAUUGCUGAGCUUGUUUCUGUUCACAUUUGUGGUGCUAUUAACAAUUUGGCUUUUAAGCUCAGUUGCGUAGUUAACCGCUUGUUUGGUGGGAGCACAGAGUCACGUUUGGUUUGCAUUCUGUGCAGUGGGCCGUGGGUAGUUUGCCAUUUCCAUUCUACAUAAAAGCCAACGUCUUAUCGUAAUAUAUAAUAUCCUAACGUCCUGUUAUCUCCAUCGGUCUGGGAGACUGGGAGGUGCAACUGCCACCCCCCUUUGCACACUCCACCCGCUAGCUAUGAUCUUGAAGCGAUAUGUUCAUGACUCUGUCACAGUAACAAUUGUAUCAUCGGGGUAAAUGCUUACGCUUGCUUAUAUUAUAGAAAUGGACAAUGCAUAUGUAUGUAUCCAGUGGUAAGCAAAUGGAUAAUGGUAAUACGUGACAAUUGGCAGCAUUACUUAAUAUGUCAUUUAAUAAAUUCAAUCGCAAUGAUUAAGCA
Molecule: messenger RNA, 2391 nt
Organism: Priapulus caudatus
Lineage: Eukaryota; Metazoa; Priapulida; Priapulimorpha; Priapulimorphida; Priapulidae
Product: anther-specific proline-rich protein APG-like
Exons: 3
Coding region: 1-606 (201 amino acids)
Molecular function (GO): ubiquitin binding
Source: RefSeq, a predicted model, not a curated record